GGCAGCUCUUUCCCUGGGCCUUUUUUCUGUGUGACAACCUCAAGGAACUAGCAGAAUGGCUGCAAACAAGAAUAAGAGCCAGAGCUCAUUGGCCCUUCACAAAGUGAUCAUGGUUGGCAGCGGAGGAGUUGGCAAGUCAGCCCUGACGCUUCAGUUCAUGUACGACGAGUUUGUCGAAGACUAUGAACCUACCAAAGCUGACAGCUAUAGAAAGAAGGUGGUCCUCGAUGGUGAAGAAGUUCAGAUAGAUAUUCUGGACACUGCUGGGCAGGAGGACUAUGCAGCCAUUCGAGACAACUACUUUCGGAGUGGAGAAGGUUUUCUCUUGGUCUUCUCAAUCACAGAACAUGAGUCCUUUACAGCAACGGCCGAGUUCAGGGAGCAGAUUCUACGUGUUAAGGCUGAAGAAGAUAAAAUUCCUCUACUCGUGGUGGGAAACAAGUCUGACUUGGAAGAGCGAAGACAAGUGCCUAUCGAUGAGGCCAGGAGCAAAGCUGAAGUGUGGGGUGUGCAGUAUGUGGAGACAUCAGCCAAAACCCGUGCCAACGUGGACAAGGUUUUCUUUGACCUAAUGAGAGAAAUCAGAGCAAAGAAGGUAUCAGAAAACAAAGACAAAAAUGGCAAGAAAAGCAGCAAGAACAAGAAAAGUUUUAAAGAAAGAUGCUGUUUACUGUGA
Molecule: messenger RNA, 676 nt
Organism: Elephantulus edwardii (Cape elephant shrew)
Lineage: Eukaryota; Metazoa; Chordata; Mammalia; Macroscelidea; Macroscelididae
Product: ras-related protein Ral-B-like
Exons: 4
Coding region: 56-676 (206 amino acids)
Biological process (GO): Ras protein signal transduction
Cellular component (GO): plasma membrane
Molecular function (GO): GDP binding; GTPase activity; GTP binding
Source: RefSeq, a predicted model, not a curated record